GGCGGAAGUAGGCAUUAGGUGGCAGUGCAGAGCCGCUAAAAUAAAGCUGAAUUCAGCAGCAGCAGCAGAAGAAGAAGCGCGACAUGGGAGAGACGCAGUCACCCUGGCGUCCACCACGGCUGUGUGACGUCUACUGGACCGAAUUCAGACACUGUAAGAGUUUACGCAACCGUUUCCAUCACUACUACACGUACGGGACGUCGCCCGCCUGCCUGCAGUGGAAAGACGACUAUGAGGCGUGUCGAGAGUGGGAGCGGAGCCGCAGUCCACACGCUAAGGAGAGUCUUCAGAAAAGUGAGAGAAAUCGAGUGUCUGAACAGAAGAACUUCCCUCCGUUUUGGGAGAUGAGACAAAAACCACCAUCUGACUGGCAUUUGCCUCUUAAUGAGGACAAAAAUUAAAGAUUCUUGAAGGCACAAGAAACAACAUUAAGCUCUUUUUUUUAUUAUUUAUUUAUUCAGCUUAUUCAGUCUGCCACCGUUUCUCUGCGUAGCAUCUAACAUCCAAGACCUGUUCUGUGGCCUCUUCAUGGUGUUUCAGUGAACUUUUUCAAAAUCAGUGCACAUUAAUUCUGUAUAAAUCCAAUCUCACAGAUGCUUCAAGUAGUUUCAGAAGUAACUGAGCCUCGUUGAUGUGUGACUUUUGGUUCAUGACUUGAAAUAAAGACCUUAUUGAAAAUAGA
This is a messenger RNA of Pangasianodon hypophthalmus (striped catfish), 682 nucleotides long. It is a transcript of the gene c4h22orf39, whose product is annotated as chromosome 4 C22orf39 homolog. The transcript has 3 exons. Lineage: Eukaryota; Metazoa; Chordata; Actinopteri; Siluriformes; Pangasiidae. Bases 84 to 401 code for a protein of 105 amino acids. The record is from RefSeq and is a predicted model, not a curated record.